This is a messenger RNA of Setaria italica (foxtail millet), 872 nucleotides long. Its product is annotated as 60S ribosomal protein L13a-4. Lineage: Eukaryota; Viridiplantae; Streptophyta; Magnoliopsida; Poales; Poaceae. Gene Ontology annotation, biological process: translation; negative regulation of translation. Gene Ontology annotation, cellular component: cytosolic large ribosomal subunit; ribosome. Bases 78 to 698 code for a protein of 206 amino acids. Gene Ontology annotation, molecular function: mRNA binding; structural constituent of ribosome. The record is from RefSeq and is a predicted model, not a curated record. The transcript has 4 exons.
GCCUGCACUCCAUCCGCCUCCACCAGCCACUACAAACCCUAGCGCGCCGCCGCCGCCGCCUCACAGGUAAGGCCGCGAUGGUGUCCGGCUCCGGCGUCUGCGCCAAGCGCAUCGUGGUGGACGCGCGCCACCACAUGCUCGGCCGCCUGUCCUCGAUCAUCGCCAAGGAGCUCCUCAACGGCCAGAAGGUCGUGGUGGUCCGCUGCGAGGAGAUCUGCUUGUCCGGCGGCCUCGUCCGCCAGAAGAUGAAGUACCUCCGCUUCCUCCGCAAGAGGAUGAACACCAAGCCGUCUCACGGGCCCAUCCACUUCCGCUCCCCCGCCAAGAUUCUCUGGCGCACCAUCCGCGGGAUGAUUCCGCACAAGACCAAGAGGGGAGAGGCUGCGCUGGCGAGGCUCAAGACGUACGAGGGUGUCCCGCCGCCGUACGACAGGACCAAGCGCAUGGUCAUCCCUGACGCGCUCAAGGUUCUGAGGCUGCAGCCUGGGCACAAGUACUGCCUUCUCGGGGAGCUCUCCAAGGAGGUCGGAUGGAACUACCACGACACCAUCAGGGAGCUUGAGGAGAAGAGGAAGGAGAAGGCCAAGGUUGCCUAUGAGAGGAGGAAGCAACUGGCUAAGCUCCGUGUCAAGGCUGAGAAGACUGCUGAGGAGAAGCUGGGAUCUCAGCUGGAGAUUCUUGCCCCGAUCAAGUACUGAGAAGCUGUGCUUUCGUGUUAUCAGUUUUGUGGAACAUCUGGCCCCUUAUUUUAAGUAGUUUGGUAAAACUGUGACAGUAUAAUCUUUGAGUGGUAAACCGAGUUAUCCAUCAGCUUCUGCGAAUGUUAUUUGAAACAUUUCUAGUCGGUGAAUGAACCCGUUUCGUUUGUCAAA